This is a messenger RNA of Tachyglossus aculeatus (Australian echidna), 1151 nucleotides long. RefSeq names its product pterin-4 alpha-carbinolamine dehydratase 1 (gene PCBD1). Gene Ontology annotation, molecular function: 4-alpha-hydroxytetrahydrobiopterin dehydratase activity. The transcript has 4 exons. Gene Ontology annotation, biological process: tetrahydrobiopterin biosynthetic process. The record is from RefSeq and is a predicted model, not a curated record. Lineage: Eukaryota; Metazoa; Chordata; Mammalia; Monotremata; Tachyglossidae. The coding region runs from base 386 to 700 and encodes 104 amino acids.
CGGCUUUCUCUUUCUCGAUCCGGAGGAGGAGGACUAUGGGGAGGGGAUGCUGAGACCCUUUCCGGGGCCCAGCAGAAUUGCCUCCCCUUCCCCAAGCUUGGCCCGUGAGCAAAGGAGCGGAUCUCCUGCCCCGGCUGGCCCUGCAAAUUCGGCAGCUGUUUGUGGUGGGAGGACUUAACCCUCGGACCCUCCUCUCUUCCUCCUGGCCCGCCCCUCCCCUCUUCUCUUCUUCCUCCUCCUCCUCCUCCUCCUCCCCUCCACGCCCGCCGGUCCGAAGAGGAGGGUCCGCCUCCGCCAGUGUUUCUCCCUGUCCAGCGCUGCGGCUCCCCGAGGUCUGCCCCUACCCGUCUCCUGCCCUGCCCUGCCUGCUCGCCCUCCUGUGGGCAUGGCGGGAAAAGCCCACAGACUGAGUGCGGAGGAGAGGGACCAGCUGCUGCCCAACCUGCGGGCCGUGGGCUGGAAUGAGCUGCAGGACCGGGAUGCCAUCUUCAAACAGUUCCAUUUCAAGGAUUUCAAUAGGGCAUUCGGGUUCAUGACCAGGGUGGCUCUGCAGGCUGAAAAGCUGGAUCAUCACCCCGAGUGGUUCAAUGUCUACAACAAGGUCCACAUCACCCUGAGCACCCACGAGUGUGCAGGUCUGUCAGAGCGGGAUAUCAAUCUGGCCAGUUUCAUCGAGCAGGUGGCUGUGACUCUGGCCUAGGCACCCAUUCCCUACUACCCUCUCCCACACCCACCCCUGAAAAGUGAGGACCACCAGAACCAGAGACAAGACCUCAGCCCCACCUCUUGUCACCUCCCUGGGGGGCCAAGAGAAUGAGCCCAGGGUAGAAGACUGAGGAAGGCAGGCCGGGGGGGAGCACUGCCACAUCAUGGAAGCAGAACUCUACCCACCUUGGCAGCCUGUGGUUGACGAUUCAACCUGGACACAGCUGGGUAGGUAUGGGUGACUACUUCCUGUCACUAGCUUACAAUUCUGUCCCUUAAAUCUCGGUUUCCCCUCGAAGCUCAGGGGCUCUGGGGUGACUGGGCUCAGCUCCUGGAGCUACAGCCACGUCUAUGGGAUAGCACAGCCUCCGACAGAAACCUCAACCUAAUGUGAAUUUGCCCCGUACCUUUGAAUAAACCUCCUGGGCCGUUUCCCUAGCCUUGGC